CGCUAAGGCACUUCAGAAUCACUUCACUUCACUUCACUCUUGAGUGUCUUAAUCUCGACGCAGAUCUUUGACGAGCCAGUUGCCGUGCUUGUGUCUUCAACCAGGCUGCAGCCUUUGAGCCUCCAACAUUCUAUUCCUAUCGCAUGCGCCUGUUAAACCCCGUAUAGAGCAAUGCGUCUUCUGCUACGCAGCGACACAGGCGGUGUCAGCCUUACCCAGGACUUCUUAGGCGACGAUCUAAUCCCUCCCUAUGCCAUCCUUUCACAUACCUGGAUAGAGGGCCAGGAGGUCACUUUCCGAGAUUUGAUGGAUGGCACCGGACAGAACAAGGCUGGCUACGAGAAGAUCCGGUUUUGUGGACAACAGGCUGAUCGCGACGGUUUACAACACUUUUGGGUGGACACUUGCUGCAUCGACAAAUCAGACCACGUCGAACUUCAGGACGCUAUCAACUCUAUGUUCCGCUGGUACCAGAAUGCUGCCAAGUGCUAUGUUUAUCUGUCGGACGUCUCGAUAACCAAGCGGAAGGCAAGUAGUGGGUGCUCCGAGUUUGCUUGGGAGCCAGCUUUUCGGGUAAGCCGAUGGUUUAACCGGGGCUGGACUUUACAAGAGCUUCUUGCCCCACGCUCUGUUGAGUUCUUCUCCCAAGAAGGCAAAUAUCUAGGUAAUAAGAGAAGCCUGGAGCAACAGAUCUAUCAGAUAACAAGCAUCGGUGUCCCUGCCCUCCAAGGAUCCCCUCUAUGCAAUUUUGAUGUUGAGGAGCGACUGUCAUGGAUGGAGGGUCGCCGGACUACGCGCAAAGAAGACAGGGCGUACUCGCUAUUGGGUAUCUUUGGCAUAUAUAUGCUGCCUAACUAUGGUGAAGGGGAGGAGAACGCGUUCAGACGGCUUCGUGAGGAGAUUGAUAGGGUUUCGAGUGGUCCCCAGCUAAAAGAAGAUCGAAUAUGCAUUCAAAAUUUACGCCUCACCGACCCCCGCAAUGACAAGAGACGUAUUGAAGAAACAAAGGGCGGGCUACUAAAGGACUCGUACCGCUGGAUCCUCGAAAACUCCGACUUCCGACGAUGGAGUGACGGCCAGCAGAGCCGACUGCUGUGGAUCAAAGGCGAGCCUGGAAAGGGCAAGACGAUGCUUCUUUGCGGCAUCAUUGACGAGCUGAACAAGUUAAUGGGCAAGACAGCUCUCCUAUCCUACUUCUUCUGCCAGGCCAUGGACUCGCGUAUUAACAGCGCUACAGCCGUGCUGCGAGGUCUACUGUACUUGCUUGUCGAUCAACAGCCAUCGCUUGUCUUGCAUAUACGGAAGAAGCACGAUCACGCAGGCAAAGCGCUCUUUGAGGAUAUGAAUGCCUGGGUUGCCUUGUGCGAGAUCUUCACAGAUAUCCUGCAAGACCUAAACCAAAAAAGCACAUAUCUAAUUAUUGAUGCGCUUGAUGAAUGCGUUAUAGACUUGCCAAGACUACUAGACUUUAUUAUCCAAAAGUCUAUUGUAUAUCCUCAUGUUAAGUGGAUUAUCUCUAGCCGCAACUGGCCCGACAUUGAGGGACGUCUUGAGAGAGCAGGAAACAAGGUUAGGCUAAGCCUUGAGUUGAAUGCAGAGUCUGUAUCAACGGCUGUCCGGUCAUAUGUUCGGCACCAGGUUACUCAGCUAGCGCAAGAAAAGAAGUAUGACAACAAAACGCGAGACGCUGUACUCGCUCACCUGUUCUUAAAUGCGCAUGACACCUUCCUAUGGGUGGCUUUAGUCUGCCAACACCUUCGCGAUGUCCCACGAUGGAAGGUGUUCGCAAAGCUGAAGGCAUUUCCACCUGGGCUUAGCCCUCUUUACAAUCGAAUGCUGGAGCAUAUACGCAACUCGGACGAUGCAGAUCUCUGCAAGCACAUACUAGCGUUGAUUGCGACUGUAUACCGACCCAUCACACUGAAAGAGCUCACAUCUCUUAUUAAGGGGCUAGAGGAUAUGGCCGAUGAUAUCGAGUCGUUACGAGAGAUUAUUGGCCUAUGUGGCUCGUUCCUUACUAUUCAAGGAGAUACUGUCUAUUUUGUGCAUCAAUCUGCAAAGGAAUUUCUAUUUGCUAAUGCCUCUAACGAAAUCUUCCCAUCUGGAACAGAGGAGGUCCACAAUACAGUCGUCUCGCAAUCCCUUAAAAUCAUGUCUAGGACGCUACAAAGAGACAUGUACGGCUUAUAUGCGUUCGGGUAUCCUGCUAAGCAAGUUAAACGGCCAGAUCUGGACCCAUUAGCAGCGUCACGCUACUCGUGUAUCUACUGGGUUGAUCACCUCCAUGACUGCAAUCCUAGCCCUUCCGUAAAUCGCACUGGCCAUCUACUAGAGGAAGGCGCUAUUACUAACUUUAUAAAGAAAAAGUUUCUCUACUGGCUAGAAGCGCUUAGCCUCUGCAAGAGUGUACCGCAAGGAGUAGUUUCAAUGACGAGACUUGAGGCUGUAGUAGAGGGAAGAAUAUAUGGAGACACACUGCUCAAGGUAGUGCGAGAUGCACGUCGAUUUAUUAUGUCUCAUAAGUGGGCAAUAGAGAACAGCCCUCUUCAAGCAUAUGUGUCCGCACUCCUAUUCAGCCCAACUUGCAGCCUAAUAAGAAAUCUCUUUAAGAGGGAAAAGCCAGACUGGAUCGUAAUAAAGCCGGCUAUACAAGAGAAAUGGAGCCCCUGCCUCCAGACGCUCGAGGGCCAUAGCGGAUGGGUCAGCUCAGUGGCCUUCUCCCACGACUCCACCCGGCUGGUGUCAGGCUCAGUGGCCUUCUCCCACGACUCCACCCGGCUGGUGUCAGGGUCAGAUGACCACAAUGUCAAUCGAGGCAUACACUUGAGUUCAAAUUGUAGGUGGAUAACAUAUAAUUCCGAAAACCUGUUAUGGCUACCGUCAGAAUAUCGACCAUCAUGUUCAACAGUAUCGGAGAAAAUGAUUGGUACUGGAACUGGUCAUGGGAGGGUAUGGAUAUACAAGGUUGAACGUAACGAGCGUAAUGCAUCCUAAGGCGUUGGAACAUUC
This is a messenger RNA of Lindgomyces ingoldianus, 3009 nucleotides long. RefSeq names its product HET-domain-containing protein. Gene Ontology annotation, molecular function: protein binding. Lineage: Eukaryota; Fungi; Ascomycota; Dothideomycetes; Pleosporales; Lindgomycetaceae. The record is from RefSeq and is a predicted model, not a curated record. Bases 172 to 2994 code for a protein of 940 amino acids. The transcript has 4 exons.